AGCUUGUAUAAAAUCAGUUAACUGCCGGCACUGGAGCAAGCCACUUGGUUAGCCCAACUUUGGUCUCUCGCGCCCUUCGAGUUACGUUUACAAACAUAUAUACAUAUAAUUAAAAUUUGACGAGAAGGAUGUCAAUGCACCAGCUGCUUCUGUACUCACUGUGCCUUUGGGCCGUGGUCGUGUUUUGUGCCCCAACUCCCAGUGAAUCCCGCCGAGUGAUCUUCCUGAAGCCGAAUGGCAUCCAUCGCGGCCAGAUCCUGGCAACCCAUGGCAUGGAGAAGUCCUGCCCCAAGUGCCACAUGCUGGAUCAUCGUGGCAAUUGCCGGCGCAUCAUAGCUUACAAUGCAGUCCAACGUCUGCUCGUCCUCACCUUCGUGAUUCUGGCCAUGAUCUUGGCCCAGAGGCCCCCGAUCACGGAAGCCCGCCGCCUGAUCUUCUACAAUCCGCAUUCAAGACCACUGACCAGCCAGCUCCUCGUGUCCCGCAGGAUCGCGAAACCCUGUCCCGCCGGAAAAAUGAGGGAUCACCGGGAUCGGUGUCGUCGAGCCGUCAUCUUUGGACGCAGCACCUGAGCACUUGCCAGAAAAAUCUCCCAUUUAGUAGUAGAUUUUUUUUUACCUAGUCGUAAGCUAACUUAUUUUAGUCGUAGUUGCGUCACAAUGUGGCCGCCGAAGUAUUUAUUACAAUAUUUAUUCUGUAGCUAGUAUGAUGAUAAGUAAUAAACCGAUGUCGAUAAAGAUAAAAACAA
Drosophila erecta is the source of this 748-nucleotide messenger RNA. RefSeq lists its product as uncharacterized. Lineage: Eukaryota; Metazoa; Arthropoda; Insecta; Diptera; Drosophilidae. Bases 129 to 572 code for a protein of 147 amino acids. The record is from RefSeq and is a predicted model, not a curated record. The transcript is spliced from 2 exons.